Molecule: messenger RNA, 1539 nt
Organism: Myotis myotis
Lineage: Eukaryota; Metazoa; Chordata; Mammalia; Chiroptera; Vespertilionidae
Gene: AP1M1
Product: adaptor related protein complex 1 subunit mu 1
Exons: 12
Coding region: 118-1389 (423 amino acids)
Biological process (GO): vesicle-mediated transport; intracellular protein transport
Cellular component (GO): clathrin-coated vesicle; clathrin adaptor complex
Molecular function (GO): clathrin-cargo adaptor activity
Source: RefSeq, a predicted model, not a curated record
UCCCUGGACCGGAAGUGGAGUCGAACCGUCGCAGGGUGUGCCUGGCUCUACUCAACGCCCGGCAGUUCUUGCCCUCGCCGCCGCCCUCGGCCACUGCCGAGGCUUCCCGCAACCGCCAUGUCCGCCAGUGCCGUCUACGUGUUGGACUUGAAGGGCAAGGUGCUCAUCUGCCGGAACUAUCGCGGUGAUGUGGACAUGUCGGAAGUGGAGCACUUCAUGCCCAUCCUGAUGGAGAAGGAGGAGGAGGGGAUGCUGUCGCCCAUCCUGGCCCAUGGGGGUGUCCGCUUCAUGUGGAUCAAGCACAACAACCUGUAUUUGGUCGCCACUUCCAAGAAGAAUGCGUGCGUGUCACUGGUGUUCUCUUUCCUCUAUAAGGUGGUGCAGGUGUUUUCAGAGUACUUCAAGGAGCUGGAGGAGGAGAGCAUCCGCGACAACUUUGUCAUCAUCUACGAGCUGCUGGAUGAGCUCAUGGACUUUGGCUACCCCCAGACCACAGACAGCAAGAUUCUACAGGAGUACAUUACUCAGGAAGGCCACAAGCUGGAAACGGGGGCCCCGAGGCCCCCAGCCACUGUCACCAACGCAGUGUCCUGGCGGUCUGAGGGCAUCAAGUACCGGAAGAACGAGGUGUUCUUGGACGUCAUCGAAUCUGUCAACCUCUUGGUCAGUGCCAACGGCAACGUCCUGCGCAGCGAGAUCGUGGGUUCCAUCAAGAUGCGGGUCUUCCUCUCAGGCAUGCCCGAGCUGCGCCUGGGCCUCAACGACAAGGUCCUCUUCGACAACACGGGCCGCGGCAAAAGCAAGUCAGUGGAGCUGGAGGACGUGAAGUUCCACCAGUGCGUGCGGCUCUCCCGCUUCGAGAAUGACCGCACCAUCUCCUUCAUCCCGCCCGACGGCGAGUUCGAGCUCAUGUCCUACCGUCUCAACACCCACGUCAAGCCCUUGAUAUGGAUUGAGUCAGUGAUUGAGAAGCAUUCCCACAGCCGCAUCGAGUACAUGAUCAAGGCCAAGAGCCAGUUCAAGCGGCGGUCAACAGCCAACAACGUGGAGAUCCACAUCCCUGUGCCCAAUGAUGCCGACUCGCCCAAGUUCAAGACAACGGUGGGGAGCGUCAAGUGGGUCCCUGAAAACAGCGAGAUCGUGUGGUCCAUCAAGUCCUUCCCAGGCGGCAAGGAGUACCUGAUGCGGGCCCACUUUGGCCUGCCCAGUGUGGAGGCUGAGGACAAGGAGGGCAAGCCCCCGAUCAGCGUCAAGUUCGAGAUUCCCUACUUCACUACCUCGGGCAUCCAGGUGCGCUACCUGAAGAUCAUUGAGAAGAGCGGUUACCAGGCCUUGCCGUGGGUCCGUUAUAUUACUCAGAAUGGAGAUUACCAGCUCCGGACCCAGUGAGGGGUCAGUGCCCCAGCCCUGGUGCAGGGGCUCCUGGGGAAGUGCUGGAAGGCCUGCCAAGUCCGCUGGAAGGAGGACACCCCGACACCGGCCACCAUUCCGGCUCUGCCGGGAGACCCCUCCUUCUCCGGACAUACCUGCUCUGCCGGC